This is a messenger RNA of Angiostrongylus costaricensis, 627 nucleotides long. NCBI's taxonomy places the organism in Eukaryota, Metazoa, Nematoda, Chromadorea, Rhabditida, Metastrongylidae. The record is from the annotation of a GenBank genome assembly.
AUGGAGGUCCGACGAAAACCACCAGGACGAGGAGGUAGUCAUCAAAGAGGUGCUCAGCGUGGUCAACGUGGUGGACAGAAAUCUCGAACGACAUCUCGUAGUACGAGCGAAAACAUCGUCACCCCACAGGUGACGAAAGGCAGUCGUCUGGAGGGACGAGUAAGCGGCCUGCCGUUUGAGGUAAACUCGUCCAGCCGACGUGGACGUGGCAAUGGUGGUGUUCGUGCUCAGCAAAAUCGUCGUGUCACGACGACUUCUAACGGCGAGCUCAAGUUGAACGUUAAAAUGCAGAACGAGAGUCGUUCCGCCGAUAAGUACGAGAUCAAAAGGUUAUUGCGAAAAUUGGUGAACAGAGUGGAGCAACUCGAACGAAAAGAACGACAACAAAAACGAAAAGCUUCGAACGAAACAAAAACAGCCACACCUGGGGCGGAGCCAAAACUGGAGCACUCCACGAAUUCCGAAGUCGCUUUUGAAUCCAUUGAUGCUAAGCCGACAUCAAAAUCUAUCGAAGAGGACGUCGUGACGAACACGAAAAACUCAUCAGAAUCUCCAAAACGUGCUGACGCCAAUCAAAACAUCAUCAAACUUGUUGAGGAGAAAGUGUUACAGAUUCAGAUGUCUUGA